Choloepus didactylus (southern two-toed sloth) is the source of this 3514-nucleotide messenger RNA. RefSeq names its product zinc finger and SCAN domain containing 20 (gene ZSCAN20). The transcript is spliced from 8 exons. The coding region runs from base 208 to 3342 and encodes 1044 amino acids. Gene Ontology annotation, biological process: regulation of transcription by RNA polymerase II. The record is from RefSeq and is a predicted model, not a curated record. NCBI's taxonomy places the organism in Eukaryota, Metazoa, Chordata, Mammalia, Pilosa, Megalonychidae. Gene Ontology annotation, cellular component: nucleus. Gene Ontology annotation, molecular function: RNA polymerase II cis-regulatory region sequence-specific DNA binding; DNA-binding transcription factor activity, RNA polymerase II-specific.
UUUUACAAGGGUGGCGCUGUUAGGACUCCCCGUCCCGGCUUUCCCUGCGCGAAGCCUGGAGCACUUCCGCCCUGUUGUGAAGUGGGUGUCUCAGUGGAGCCUUGGGGAGCAGUCCCUCUCCGAGGACCCCCCUUAAAGGACACAUCAUAGAUGCACAAAGGAGUCAGAAGGGGACAACUCAGCUGAAGUGACGUGUCCAGGCUAGACAUGGCUGUGGCCCUGGAAUCCCAGGCCCAGACCUCUCCCCAACCAGAGCCUGAUGGAUUCCUGAUCGUGAAACUGGAGGAGGACUCGUGGGGAUCAGAAUCUAAACCCCAGUUGGAGGACCAUGACCCAGUCCCCGUUCCUGAGGCCUCCCGCCAGCGCUUCAGGCAGUUCCAGUACAGGGAUGCAGCUGGACCCCACGAGGCCUUCAGCCAGCUCUGGGAGCUCUGCUGUCGCUGGCUGAGGCCAGAAAUCCACCUCAAAGAGCAGAUCCUGGAGCUGCUGGUGCUAGAGCAGUUCCUGACCAUCUUACCCAGGGAGGUCCAGACCUGGGUGCAGGCGCACCACCCUGAGAACGGGGAGGAGGCAGUGGCCCUGGUGGAAGAUUGGCACCGAGAGGCACAGGCUGUAGGACAGUCGGAACUGGAAGUGUGUGCAGAAGAGACAAGGGCCUUAAAGACAAUGCAGGGAUCUCAGUGCUUCCAGCUGCAGCCAGCGGAUUACUGCUUCACCCAGAAGCAGGGGGUGAAGAAUACAUGCCCUGACUUUCCCAAGCAUCUAGACUCCAGGGUGGCACUACAGUCCUUGAAAGAGAAUGCUGUCCUCACUCCCCGGGUCCCUACCCUCCCGAAGAUGGGGAGCAUUGGAGAUUGGGAGGUGGCAGCUGAGUCUCAGGAAGCCUUGGGCCCUGGCAAACAUGCUGAGAAGGAUUUCUGCAAGGACCACCUGAGAGAAGACUGUGGGUUCAGCUUGUCCCUGGGAGUUCCAGUUUCAAAACCAAAUAUCACUUCCCAGCAAGAACAAGGACCAGAAUUUUGGGGUCCAGGCCCUAUAAAUUCUGGUAAAAGGAACACUGCAGGAGAUUACAGCCUGGAUAAUGAGGAAGCAAAACCAGCUCAGGCAUUGGGCUGGAGGGACUCAAGGACCUGGGAACAACAAAACCAAUGGGAUGUGGAGGACAUGAAAGUAUCAGGUGUUCACUGGGGCUAUGAAGAGACUAAGACUUUCCUGGCAAUUUUGAGUGAGUCUCCUUUCUCUGAAAAGCUCCGAUCUUGUCACCAGAACCGCCAGAUAUAUCGGGCCAUCGCAGAGCGGCUAAGGGCACGGGGCUUCCUGCGGACACUAGAGCAGUGUCGCUACAGGGUCAAAAACCUCUUACGGAAUUAUCGGAAAGCCAAAAGCAGCCACCCGCCAGGGACCUGUCCCUUCUAUGAGGAGCUAGAGGCCCUGGUGAGGGCUCGAACAGCCAUCAGAGCCAGAGGCAGCCCAGGAGAGGCUGCGACACUCCCCAGGCUGGGAGAUAGUGAUGCAGAGGAGGACGAGCAGGAGGAAGGGGGCUGGGAGCCAGAGGAAACGGACUAUAAUGGUGGUGAUCUGACCACCGAUGAGUCUGUCCAGGGACCCAGGACUCCAGGGGGCCCACCUCUGUUCCAGAGUCGUAUUGCAGGUGUGCACUGGGGCUACGAGGAGACCAAGGCUUUCCUGGCAAUUCUCAGUGAGUCUCCAUUCCCUGAAAAGCUUCGUACCUGUCACCAGAACAGCCAGGUGUAUCGGGCCAUCGCAGAGCGGCUGUGUGCACAGGGCUUCUUGAGGACACUGGAGCAGUGUCGCUAUAGAUUCAAAAACCUCCUUCGAAGUUACCGGAAAGCCAAGAGCAGCUACCCACCAGGGACGUGCCCCUUUUAUGAGGAGCUAGACUCUCUGAUGAGGGCUCGAACUGCAGUCAGAACCAUGGGGACCUUCAGGGAGGCCACAGGUCUCCUCAGGUCUGGGCAGAGCAGUACUGAGGCUGAUGACCAGGAGGCCUGGGAUGAGAUGGCAGAUGAAGAUGGCUUCAGACCUCCAACCCCAUGUCCUAAAACCCCAGACACUGGUUUUGAGAUGAGGCAUGAAGAUGAAGACCAGAUUUCAGAGCAGGAAAUUUUUGAGGAUUUGCCUGGAGCAUUAUCAGAAUGCACUACAGAAAGUGUUCACCAACCUCAUGAUUGGGGGGAAGACAGUGAAAAUGAAAAUGAAGGUGAAGGGCAGUGGGGAAAUCCCCCACAGGAACGGUGGGAGAAAAGUUCUUCUGAAGAGGACUUAGAAAAACUUAUUGAUCACCAAGGCCUGUACCUGGCAGAGAAACACUAUAAGUGUGACACGUGUGUGAAAAGUUUUAGUCGGAGCUCCCACUUCAUAGCCCACCAGCGGAUCCACACAGGUGAGAAGCCCUACAAAUGCUUUGAAUGUGGGAAAAACUUCAGUGACCGCUCCAACCUCAACACUCACCAGAGAAUCCAUACUGGAGAGAAGCCCUACAAAUGCCUUGAAUGUGGGAAAAACUUUAGUGACCACUCCAAUCUGGUCACUCACCAGAGAAUCCACACAGGGGAAAAGCCCUACAAAUGUGGGGAAUGUUGGAAAAGCUUCAACCAGAGCUCAAACCUUCUGAAACAUCAGAGAAUCCACCUGGGAGGAAAUUCUGACCGCUAUAGUGAGCCUGGGGAAAGCUUUGACCAACAUCCAUCCUUUAGUACUCACUGGAGGAACUCUAUAGAGGAGAAAUCUGAACAAUCUCAAAGUGGAAGCAGUAUCAGUAAGAACUUGAAUUCUCCUGGACCACCCAGCACCAACUCAGGGGAAAAACUUUAUCAAUGUUCUGAAUGUGGAAGAAGAUUCUCUAAGAGCUCUGCCCUCAUUAGUCACCAAAGAAUCCAUAUAGGAGAGAAACCAUAUGAAUGUGCUGAAUGUGGGAAAAGCUUCAGUAAGAGCUCCACUCUGGCUAACCACCAGCGAACCCACACUGGGGAGAAGCCGUAUAAGUGUGAAGACUGCGGGAAAUGCUUCAGUGAGCGCUCUAAGCUGAUCACACAUCAGAGAGUACACACAGGAGAGAAGCCCUACAAAUGCCUCAUGUGUGGUAAAUACUUCCGUGACCGCUCUAACCUCAUUACUCACCAGAGGAUUCACACAGGAGAGAAACCUUAUAAGUGCAGAGAGUGUGGGAAAUGCUUUAACCAGAGCUCAAGUCUUAUUAUUCACCAGAGAAUCCACACUGGGGAGAAACCCUAUAAAUGUACUGAGUGUGGCAAAGACUUCAACAACAGCUCCCACUUCAGUGCCCACCGGAGAACCCAUGUGGGAGGGAAAGCCUCAUAGGAGACAACUUCUCCUACAACAAAAGAAACAAAUAUAUAUUCAAAUAUCCCAAGGUCUUGAGACAUGCUAGGAAGAAACUUUUCCAAUUUUAACAUCCUGUGGAUGUUAUCUUGGUAUAAUCCAGGUAAUUUAGAAGUGAAUUGCAAAUACUAAGGAUCCUGAUUUGAAGGCA